AUGACAUGUCACGUCUGUCAUGUACCCGCCCGUACCGCGGAAGUCAAAGUCACAUCCACAUCCACAUCCAGAUUCAAACCCAGAUUCAAACCUAACAAUCUUUAUAAUCAUCUCUUCCCCCUCCCUAUUACCAAUCUCAACGGCUCAACGACUCAACGACUCAACGGCUCAACGACUCAACGACUCAACGACUCAACGGCUCAAAAGCCCCUUGUCAACCACCCUGCCGACACCGGCCCCGACGGCCCCCUCGGCGAAGACGUUGCCUGCCGCUUCGCCCACGGCGUGCUGGAUGCCGUCGACGUCUUUGUUGCCGCUUACUUCGGUGCGGGAAAGGGAGUCUGGAUGUGGAGGCGGGGAGGGGGUUAG
Molecule: messenger RNA, 369 nt
Organism: Drepanopeziza brunnea f. sp. 'multigermtubi' MB_m1
Lineage: Eukaryota; Fungi; Ascomycota; Leotiomycetes; Helotiales; Drepanopezizaceae
Source: RefSeq, a predicted model, not a curated record